GCAACUGUUUCUCCCACCAUUUAGCAACAUCGAACUUCGGAAAGGCGGGACGGUGGUGAAACCGGUCAAAGUCUGCCCACUGUUAACUGUCUUUCCAAUUCUCAUCGCACGUAUGCGUUCACCAGAAAACCGUUUCUAUAGGGAUUAGUCCACUAGUCGAGGAAUCCUUUGCGGAUAAAUGGUCGCUACCUCCAACCACAAGACGCUCCGAUCCGGGAUCCUUAAGAAAUCAUUGCAUGACCUGCGCAGCCUCGCUAGGCUGGAAUAAUAGCUAGAGUACCGUGCGUGGUACAGUCCGAAGGCGAUAAAUGCCCUUCAAACACCCGUUCAUUAUUCUAUUUCGCCCACCGACAACCUACUAGAUCCGCUUCGCUCAACUCUUCACGACGCCUCACCUCUUCGCACAAGACUCUUUCAGAAUGAGGGCAAUCUACAUGUCUCUUCUCGCAUCCGGCGCAACUGCAUCAAUUACAACCUCCUUCUGGUUUCCCGUCAACCUUGUCGGAACUGAUCGAAUCACUUAUGUCGCUUCAGUUAUUGGCGCCGCAUCGGACCGCAUUACUUUGGCGGCGCAUCCUACCAAUGACCCGGACUACGAAGCUCUGGGUAUCGAUACUACUGGCACACUCACCCUUACCGUUGCCUCGACCCUAUUCGAGCAAUCAGUCCCGGAAAUGACGGGUAUCGCGGGAGGAAAUCCUAAGGAUUUUGGGCAAAGCUACCGAUGCGAGGUGCCGUCCGCCGACGCGACGGCUGCGGCUUGCACGGGAAGUGUUGGACAAGGAAUUGCCCGUUUACAACAUUGUGCAACUCCUCGCAGCGCCCGACAGGCUGAGACUGUGACGAAGGAGUGGACGUUCAGUGACCCGGGAACCCAGGGGGUGGAAACCAUUGUACGGACGUUUCCUCCUUCACCUACAACGCCAGUCCCGGAUUGGUGCUCUGCGAUAUCUGAUUUGACUGGGGGAUCCGUUCCAAGCAGCGUCUUGACCACGACUGCAGAGGUACCAGUCAGCGAGUUUACAACCUUCACGUUUAUCCUUACCGCAGGCGAGGAAAAACUCGUGCCUGCGACAACUGCUGGAGCACCUACUAGCUCGACGCCGGUGCCUACUGGUUCAGCGCCAAAUUCUGGCCGCACGGGAACGUCAUCAUCGACCGCGGGAACUGGAGCAGCUGCGCCGAUGAAAACUGUUGCACCUGCGUUGGCCGCGCUCGGGGCUGCUGUAGCGGGUUUCCUUUAGUAGGGGCUUUCGUUCGAUAGCUCAAUGAUAUGCAAGCAUAAAAUUACCC
Messenger RNA from Westerdykella ornata, 1293 nucleotides. RefSeq lists its product as uncharacterized. The record is from RefSeq and is a predicted model, not a curated record. The coding region runs from base 420 to 1244 and encodes 274 amino acids. The transcript has a single exon. NCBI's taxonomy places the organism in Eukaryota, Fungi, Ascomycota, Dothideomycetes, Pleosporales, Sporormiaceae.